Molecule: messenger RNA, 2477 nt
Organism: Magallana angulata
Lineage: Eukaryota; Metazoa; Mollusca; Bivalvia; Ostreida; Ostreidae
Product: leucine-rich repeat-containing protein 74A-like
Exons: 14
Coding region: 133-2298 (721 amino acids)
Molecular function (GO): protein binding
Source: RefSeq, a predicted model, not a curated record
ACAAAGAGAGUGUCAAGAUUGUUCAGAUACUGAAGCCGUUAGAGACUAUCAAUAUUCCCCCAUAACUACAUACCUGGUUCUGUGUAGGAAUGUUUAGUUUGAAUUUUCAAAAUAAAAUUAAAAAAAGAAAGUAUGUUUCACUCAAAAUUUGACUCCAAUAUUCCAAAUGAGUCCGAAACUGGGGAUGAUGUAAGGGAACAUAGCAAGAAAAGUGAAAAGAGCGAAAGUGAAGAUGCCACAGGGAACUCUGAUAGGAGAAAACAGGAAAUGAAUGAGGAAAGAGAAAACGAUAAGACAAGCUAUGAUAUUUGUGAUAAAACCGAAAAAGAUAGUCCAUUUUCCGAUGAUAAUCCUUGUCGGACAUUUUUCGAAGAGCUAGAUGAAAUUACGAAAAAAUGUAAAGUGCCUGUAGAGAACAGUCAGUGGGGGUAUUUGUUUAGUGACUCCGAGGAAGACGAGGCGACGGAGGAACUAAGUGAGAAUGAGGAUGAAUACGGCGAGAUGACGGGCGAUGACAAAGAAACCACGGACAGUGAAUUUUACGAUACCGACUUAGACGACCCGCCGCCCAAAACUUCAACGGAAGAAUCUGAAUACGGAGAGAGUGACUUCCUGAUAUGCAGACAGAAGUAUGUGGACGCAUGCGUCAAGUUUGGGAACGUGGCUCCACAAAAGAGAAUUCUUCAGGAGCUGGAGAAAAAGAACCUGUCGGUGGCCUACCGGUGUCUAAGUGCCAGGGACAUCAAACCCCUCUGUGUGGCUCUGGUGGAUAAUCUCCGUGUGGAAAGUUUGAACCUGUCUCAUUGUGACGUCAGAGACGAGGGGUGUAUCCAUGUGGCCCAGCUGCUCACGGACAAUAUUGUUAUCACUAGACUGAAUUUGAGCAGUAACGGAAUCAGCCAUGUCUCUAUGAGGUCCCUGUCACACGCUCUCACCUGUAACAGAAUCCUACAGCACCUGGACCUCUCAGGAAACAAACUAGAUGAUAAAGCUGCACUUCUCCUAGCCUCCGGUAUUGCAAAGAACUCCACCCUGAUAUCACUGAACCUCGGCAGUAAUCUACUCUGUGAAGACAGCGGACUGAUCCUUGGGGCGGGUCUGGCGGAGAACAAACGGAUACAGGAGAUGAACUUGAGCUGGAACCAGCUGUGUGGUAAAGGGACAGUAGGUGUACUAAAGGCCCUGGAGAUGAACACUACAUUGACCUCACUUGACCUCUCCUGGAAUGGUCUGCUGUACGAUGGAUCCGUGGCCGUGUCCAAAUGUCUGAAGUCCUGUAAGACUCUGACGUCACUAGACGUCUCACACAACAACAUCAACUGGAACGGUGCUUACGUCAUUUCCAAAGGUCUGGCGGCAAACAGCACGCUACAAGUGCUCAAAAUUGGAAACAACCCUUUGACUACAACAGGAGCCAUGGACCUCAUAAUGGCGGUAUCGGGGGACGACAGCAGAGUCCGUCUGCUGGAUAUGAUCGACGUGGCGGUGCUCGGUGAGGCGGAACUGAUGGCUGUCAUGGUGAUGAGUAAGCGGAAGUUCCAGCUGAUCCACGGGGGCGUGGUCAGGACGGCCGACGUACUCGGGGAGAGAAAGGAACGGGAGAUAACUGCCAUGGAACGAGUUAUUUCAUACAUGAAAUCUCUUGGAUUACGUCCCCUUGAACUAUUGCGUGCCUUUGAUAAAUCUGCCCACAUCAAUGUAUCAAAACGAGAGUUCAAAAACAGACUGAAGAGAGCCGGGGUGCCGCUGUGGCGCUAUGAGCUGGAGUCCCUGGCCCAGACCAUCUCCUCGCGCUCCACAGACAGCAGCAUAGGCAUCAACUACAAGAAAUUGAUGGACGAAGUCCAUCACCAAGUAUUGAGCGAGAGAAACAGGAAAAUCGCCGAGCGUGUCAAAAGAGAGAAACGCAGGGAGUACCACAGACGUAUACUGAACGUCAACCUCCCCCUGGAGGUGCUGUCCGAGACGGACGAGGAGAUUCCCCGACCCCCCACCACCCUCAGUGACAGGUCAGGCUCUGUGACGUCACACGGACGCACUCUGUCCCGGACCACCAGCAAGAAAUCUGUCCUCUCGCUCCCCAAGAUCCCAAAAUCAGUGUCAUCGCACCCAACACAGCCAUUGGAAAUAAAACAAAUUGUCCCAACCCAGAGACCUGUAAAAACGCUGUCUAUGUGUGCGCCUUUGGGCUGUCCCCAUAAACCUGAAAAGAAGAAGUUAAAGAAGAAGAGGAAGAAGGGGGCGGCCAUGAAGAGGCACCAGGAGGGGCAAUCCUGGAUGUCGGUGAAGAUCAUCUAAUAUCUCAGACAGGGAAUGAAAACCCCCCAGAUUUUUCGAAUUUUAUUAAAAGUAGCCAAUUAAAAAGAAACUGUUAUUUCGUUCGACCUUAACUCUAGCUAAUUUAACGUUACAAUUUGUCUAGCUUUAAUUGUUAAUGAUUAUAUUCAAAACCGAUGUAUAGAUCGUUGUGACUGAGA